UACCAGGCGGAUAUACAGAUUGCAGCUUCCUGGAAACUUUUAGAUGAAGUUGGCGAGAUUUUAGAAUGUUUCCAACGAGUUGAGUGGAUUCAACACAGACACCCACCCCCACCCCCCGCUCCUGUUUCCAAAGACGGAGGUCCGUUCGUGCUGAGGUGGGGGGGCUCCGUGGACCGCAGUCCCGAGAACGAACAGAAGAUUCGUUUCAAGCCGUCCGACAUCGUCCUGUGGACGUGGACGUCAUUGACGGGGAUGGCACGAGCCUGAAGUCCGCGCGCGGUGGGUCUGAGCUCCGGAUCGUCGGUCAGGACAGGUGUGGGGUUCUGGCUGCCAUGAUGACGAUUCUGGCUGGUGGGGGCGGACAUGGCUGCAGGCCCGGAGGCUGAGGAACAAACCCAGUCCGGUCAGGAUGCACACAGCCUCUGUGGGCGUCAGCAAACUCUGCUUCCUGCUGUCGGUGGCGCUCUGCUGUCUCCUCCUCCUGCUCAUCCCGGCGCUCCAGCCCCCCCCGCAGGUGGACCGGCCUCAGCCUCGACCCCAGGUCAGACCCGGCCAGUCGCGGCCUGCCGAGGUCUCAGCUGGAGCUUACAGCCCUGGAAAAAGACCUUCACCCUUAAAGCUCAGUGGAGGCUCAGUGAAUGAAGGAGAACUCGUCAGGGCUAAACCGACCCAGGCCGCAAAGACGGGCCCUUUUCCCAGAUCCAGGCCGCUGGAUAAGCUGGAGCUGAAGGACAUUUUCAUUGCAGUAAAGACCACUAGAAAGUACCACAAGUCCAGACUGGAGCUGCUGAUCCAGACCUGGGUGUCGCGAGCAAAGGAGCAGACCUUCAUAUUCAGCGAUGGGGACGACAAAGACCUGCAACAGAGGACAGGAGUGAACCUCAUCAACACCAACUGCUCCGCCGCUCACACCCGCCAGGCUCUGUGCUGCAAGAUGUCUGUGGAGUACGACAAGUUCAUCGAGUCCCAGAGGAAAUGGUUCUGCCACGUGGACGACGACAACUAUGUGAUCCUGCCCAGCCUGCUGCGCCUGCUGUCCUCCUACCACCACAGCCAGGACGUCUACCUGGGACGGCCCAGCCUGGAUCACACCAUAGAGGCCGCAGAGAGGGUGAAGAGUGAUGGAUCGGUUUCUGUCAAGUUCUGGUUUGCCACAGGCGGGGCGGGGUUCUGCAUCAGCCGAGGUUUGGCCCUGAAAAUGAGCCCCUGGGCCAGUCUGGGGAAUUUCAUCAGCACCGCAGAGAAGAUCCGACUUCCAGAUGACUGCACCAUCGGUUACAUCAUAGAGGCGCUGCUGGAGGUCCGCUUGACGCAUACACACCUGUUCCACUCUCACCUGGAGAACCUGCAGAAGCUACCUGUUGACACCGCGCUGGAUCAGGUGACUCUGAGUUAUGGAGGCUUUGAGAACAGAAGAAAUGUGGUCGGCAUCGGAGGCUUCUCGCUGUCUGAGGACCCAACAAGGUUCAUGUCAGUCCACUGCCUCCUGUAUCCAGAGACCGAGUGGUGUCCGAAGGCCCAAGCUGGAGACAGAAGCUGAACGCUGUGGGACAGCUCCCGCAUGGCACCGAUACAUGGACCCAUCCAUCCACCCACCCACCCUUCACCAGAACCCGCUGGAUCCAGUGUACGGACACCAUGGUGGCUGGAGCCUAUCCCAGCUGUUACAGAAUACAAACAGAUGCGAUGUGCCGAUGGAAACUGGAGCUUUAGUCCCCACACCUACUGAAUGGGUGCAGCAGUGAGAGGUCUUCUGGACCAACCCCUGUCCAGAUGUCAGGUACACUCCUGCUGCUUUUUAAUCGGUGGUGUUUCUGGACAAUGGCCUUUCUGCAGAGAAUAACCUUUGUGAGGAUCUUUAGGUUGUUUUUUUUUUAUAGUCUUUUGAAGAAGGUUCCUCCUGAAUGUAAGAAUGUUUGACCUCAGCUCCACCUGGAGACCACGAUGAAGCAGCAGAAGGCGGAGCAGUGAAGUCAAUGCCAGAUUUAUCUACAAAGUUUUUCCCUUCGUUGAAGUUUGUCAACAGGCUUUUGACCUUUUUCUUUUACAAUGUUCUUCUCAUCCCGUCCUUGGAGGCUUUUUUACAGAGAUGGUAGCUUCAGGUGUUUCUUACAGAUUUGUCAGGUCUGUGGACCUCCAGCUGGGGAUGAAUCUGUGAUCCUGAGGUCUGAAAAGAGCUGCAGUGUCUCAUGGGAAAGCUGCUUUCAGAUCUCAGUGCGACUUGUUUUCAGAAGACGAUCAAGUUCCUUUUGUAGGAACGCUUCUCCACGAUCCGCUAAACCUCUCCAGAGGAACAGGACUUCAUGGCCUGCGAUCUACGGUCAGGUCUACAAAGCCAGUGCAGGCAUGUCAGAGGUGGAGCUGUGGGUACAGGCACAUCCUGGUUACCUGAGGGCACAGGUACCCAGGAUGUGCAGGAUUCUGGCUGAGCUGUGGCUGAAAACCGGACGAGCAGACUUUCCCACCCUGAACCCCUGAACUCCUGGAAGCCUCUUUAAAGUGGAAAAGUUACUGAAGAGGAUGAGGUUUCGUGAAACGACGGCGCCGACAGCUAAGCGCCAACAUUCCAAGAACAGCGAGGAAAGUGAAGCGGCUGCAGGGUUUGCUGCAGCACCCAUGAAGGACAAAGAAAUCGAUGGUUUUUGCUCAGCAAGUCGUUUCUAUUUAAUUUACAUGUUGAAGUAAAACAUUGCAAAAGCGAACAUCGAGGCGGUACACAGAAAACAGACCUUUUUGUUAGCUUUGCGGUUAAUUAUAAAGCUCCAUCAGUCCGGUUUCAUUGAACUCCAUCAGCUGCACUUUGCCUGCAGGGUUCAGUUCCAGCUGGUUUGUAUGCAGAAAACAGGAGCUGCAUGCGUUGAUCUUCAUGUUUCCAGUGAAUUUUUCUUCAUCGAGUUCAGCGAUGUGUUUGGAGGAAAGACGUUCCCGUUUCAUCCGUUUCUGCAUAAAGAUGAACUGUGGUCUUUGUCUGCCUGUAAUCGUGUCAAAUCCGUUUCUCCUAACAGUCCAGGCUGGGUUCCACUGCAGGUCAGUGAAUCCAUCGGAUGUGCUUCUGUCAGUCUGACCUUUUAUGUGUUCCAAACUGAAUAAAGGCAUCCGGAGCAGAACCAG
Messenger RNA from Oryzias latipes (Japanese medaka), 3111 nucleotides. RefSeq names its product RFNG O-fucosylpeptide 3-beta-N-acetylglucosaminyltransferase (gene rfng). The record is from RefSeq and is a predicted model, not a curated record. Gene Ontology annotation, cellular component: Golgi membrane. Gene Ontology annotation, biological process: pattern specification process. Gene Ontology annotation, molecular function: O-fucosylpeptide 3-beta-N-acetylglucosaminyltransferase activity. NCBI's taxonomy places the organism in Eukaryota, Metazoa, Chordata, Actinopteri, Beloniformes, Adrianichthyidae.